Miniopterus natalensis is the source of this 1185-nucleotide messenger RNA. RefSeq names its product sphingomyelin phosphodiesterase acid like 3B (gene SMPDL3B). Gene Ontology annotation, biological process: sphingomyelin catabolic process. Lineage: Eukaryota; Metazoa; Chordata; Mammalia; Chiroptera; Miniopteridae. Gene Ontology annotation, molecular function: sphingomyelin phosphodiesterase activity. The record is from RefSeq and is a predicted model, not a curated record.
AUGAAGCUGCUCAAACUGCUGAUUUUCCUGGCCCACUGGCGAGUGGCGAGGGCUGGACCAGGAAAGUUCUGGCACGUCUCUGACCUUCACCUUGACCCUGACUACAAGGUAUCCGCAGACCCCCUCCAGGUUUGCCCAUCAGCAGGCUCCCAGCCGGUGCCCAACUCGGGCCCCUGGGGUGACUACCUCUGUGAUUCCCCCUGGGCCCUCAUCAACUCCUCCAUCUACACCAUGAAGGAGAUCGAGCCCGAGCCCGACUUCAUCCUCUGGACAGGUGAUGACACGCCUCAUGUGCCCAACGAGAGGCUGGGAGAGGCGGCUGUGCUGGAGAUUGUGGAACGCCUGACCAAGCUCAUCAGAGAGGUCUUUCCAGAUACUAAAGUAUACGCUGCUUUAGGAAAUCAUGACUUUCAUCCCAAAAACCAGUUCCCAGCAGGGAGCAACAAUAUCUACAAUCAGGUAGCAGAACUGUGGAGACCCUGGCUCAGUAAUGAAUCCAUCGCUCUCUUCAAAGAAGGUGCCUUCUAUUCUGAGAAGCUGCCGGGGCCUGGGAGGACUGGGCGAAUCGUGGUCCUCAACACCAAUCUGUACUAUAGCAACAACGAGCAGACGGCCAGCAUGGCUGACCCUGGCCAGCAGUUCCAGUGGCUGGAAGACGUGCUGAGCAAUGCGUCCAGAGCUGGGGAAAUGGUGUACAUCAUUGGCCACGUGCCCCCGGGCUUCUUUGAGAAGACGCGGAACAAAGCGUGGUUCAGGGAGGAAUUCAACGAGAAGUACCUGAAGGUGGUCCAGAAGCACCAUCGAGUCAUCGCAGGGCAGUUCUUCGGGCACCACCACACCGACAGCUUUCGGAUGUUCUAUGAUGAUACAGGUGCCCCCAUCAGUGUUAUGUUCCUUACACCUGGAGUCACCCCAUGGAAAACCACACUACCUGGAGUGGUCAACGGGGCCAAUAAUCCAGGCAUCCGGGUGUUUGAAUAUGACCGAGCCACACUGAGUCUGCAGGACAUGGUGACUUACUUCGUGAACCUGAGCCAGGCGAACGCGCACGGGGAGGCGCGCUGGGACCUGGAGUACCGCCUGACCGCGGCCUACGGGGUGCCAGACGCAGCCGCCCGCUCCAUGCACGCGGCGCUGGGCCGCAUCGCCGGCGACCAGGGCGCGCUGCAGCGCUACUAUGUCUAC